AACAACAACAACAAUACAAUACAUCACCCAUUUACCAACGCCUCCUUCUUUCACACACCAUUUCUCUCUCUUUCUUAAUUUCUUGCAUCCAUUACUAUUUAUUUUACGUGAUUAAUGAUUUAAUUAUUGUUCAUGACUGUUUGCUUCAAAUAAAAAAAAAAGUAAAAUAAGACUAAAUUUGGCACAUAUAUUUCUGACAAGGUAUUUAAAUAAUGUUGGCAUUAGCAAAGAAAGCAAUAAUAACGCAACAUACUAGUUGCGAAGAAAAGCGAUGAAGGGAAGCAAAGAAAAAGUGUGUGUCUCUCUCUUGGACUGAUUCGCUUCAAACGCAUCUAUCUCAGGCAAAGUUGGUGAAAACAAAGGCAAGGCAAGGAUGAUUGAUGAUGGUGUUGGUGUUGGUGUUGGCUAAUUCUUUCUCAACACACAUGAUUUCUUCUGAUUCCUUCUCUUUCUAGCCAUCUCAUCUCAUUUAUAUAUUUUUUUUUUCUUGUUUUGGUUUGGUCCACCCUCGUAUUGAAGACUCCGCCUUAGCAAUAGGAGCAUCUUUAUUUCUCUUUCAUUCUUCUUGUGUGUUUCUGAUUAUUGCAUCGCUCACACCUUUAAUUCCCUCAUCCAUUUCUCACCCUCUCUUCAUAUUCUCCCAACAUGGCCGUUCAAGCUCAAUACCCGUCAAAUGCACUCUUCCUAAACAGCAAAAACGCCCAAGAAGGACAUGACUAUUCAUUGCAAUCUCCGCCAGUAGAACUCCUUGAUCAUCAUCAAUCCCAUAUGUUAUUCAACAAGGGAGGCACUAGUUCUCGAAAGAGAGGAAGAGAAACAACAGGGAUAGCUCCGAACUUUGUAAAUUCAUUCUCUUUGCAACAAUCCCAAUCUCCACAACUCAUAGACCUUACCCAACUUCAUAAUCAAAAUAAUGUAGUCUCCACCGGGUUACGCUUAUCGUUCGGAGACCAACAACAAUUGCAUCAUCAACAACAACAUCAUGGGUAUCACUCCAAUGCCUUCGAAUCUCUAUUAUCCGAAGAUUUGUCCUCGCAAAUCAAACAACAGCGUGACGAAAUAGAUCAAUUCCUUCAAGCCCAGGGGGAGCAAUUGCGGCGGACUUUGACGGAGAAGAGGCAGAGACAUUAUCGGACGCUGGUGAGGACGGCGGAGGAAGCGGUGUUGCGGCAGCUAAGGGAGAAGGAGGCGGAGGUGGAGAGGGUGACGCGGCGGAACGCAGAGUUGGAGGCACGCGCGGCGCAGCUUAGCAUGGAGGCGCAGGUUUGGGAGGCUAAGGCGAAGGCGCAGGAGGCGGCAGCGGCGGCACUGCAGGCGCAGCUGCAGCAGGCGAUGAUGGGUGAUGAGGGCGGCGGCGGAGGGCUAUCGUGCACCGGGGGCGAUGCGGAAGAUGCAGAGUCGGCACAUGUAGACCCAGAUCGCGUGGGGCCCAAAUGCCGAGGGUGCGCCCAACGGUUAGCUUCGGUCGUGGUGUUGCCGUGUCGCCACCUCUGCUUCUGCGCCCAAUGCGACACAAAUUUUCGGGCCUGCCCAGUUUGCCUAACCGUUAAAAAUUCAACGGUUCAAGUUUUUCUAUCUUAGUGCCAAUUCACAGGCAUGUCCAUCUCCAACAAAUGAAAAAAAAAAAAAAAACUAAAAUCUCUUAAACAAUAAUUUUUUUUAUUUUUAUUUUCUCUCUAUAGUCUCUAUUUUUUUGUUGUUGUUGUACAUGAUGAUGAGAAACUUGAGUAAUUUAGCCGUGAGAUUUGAGAAUUUUUAUAAUUUUUUUUUUUUAUGUUUCUUGACUGGAACAAGGCUAACUGUGUAGGUGAUGUACAUGGUUCGUGUAUGGCCACAUGGUUCGUGUAUGGCCACAUGGGAGUGACUUUUUAUUUUUAUUUUUAUAAUUCUAUUGAAUUAUUUAUUAUAUUCUUUUA
Messenger RNA from Cajanus cajan (pigeon pea), 1916 nucleotides. Its product is annotated as BOI-related E3 ubiquitin-protein ligase 1. NCBI's taxonomy places the organism in Eukaryota, Viridiplantae, Streptophyta, Magnoliopsida, Fabales, Fabaceae. The record is from RefSeq and is a predicted model, not a curated record. Gene Ontology annotation, molecular function: ubiquitin-protein transferase activity.